UCCGAUGAUUUAAAAAUCUCUCCAGAAUUGCUGUGCAUUCCCUGCUGAGGCUCCUUCACCCUUGUUGUCCCCAGACUCCAGACCCUAGAGCUGCCAUCUGGCCAUUUCUUGAGCGAUCCCACCUUCUGCUCCUAGAUGUACAGGCAGAAUUGGCAGGAAGGAGCAAUCGGGCACGAAUUUCCCGCUUCGUGCUGUCUCUCCAGGCAGAGUCAGCAGAAUGGUCUCUUGUCUGGUUCCGCAGUGGGGGAUGGAUUGUGGUCUUGGCUCACUUCAGUCGACUCAAAAGCACAGGAGUGCGCCUCGCGACGCUCGUCCAUGCCGCGUAUUCCCCGCGGAAGCAGUUUCUUGUUUUGCGGUUACUGUGCACUUGUUCUGCUUCUUUCGGCAUCUUUGAAUGAUCGUCGUAGCCCGCCAUCAGGUCCCCCGGGUAGUACGACACAAAUGGUACAACUGCACUACGUCCGUCAGUACGUCUGGUCCUAGCUGAGCUACGUUCGUGGACUUUCAGCUCCCUGAUACAUCUGCACUAGGUACACCUGCAUAGGUACAGCUGCACAGGUACAACUGCACAGGUACAACAACUGCUAGUGCACUUCUUGGGGCCACCUCGGAUUUAUUUUGCACUGCCAUCGCCGCUUGCACAGUCUGCUGCCGAUUCUCCAGGGGAUUUCGUUCCCAGAGGAAUUUUUUCCUACUGAUGUCCUGCACUUUCAAAGCAGCCGUUUCCUUCCCGUGCUCAGACGCCGCUACUACCGCCGCCUCGGCGGCUACCAAAAACAUCCCUUAGACGCGUUGAACACGUCGUGACAUCGGUGCUUCUUCGCCUUGACAGCCAUGGCCCGUUCACGCCACGCGGCUGUGAUACGACCCCCCUGCCUCGUGCUUGCUGCACUGGCUGCUCUCAUGCUCUCAGCCUGUGCGCCCAGAGCUGCUGCUGUUCGCCUGCCAGCUACCAGUAACGCCGCCGAUCACUCGUGUGUGAUCCGCAGCUGUGGUGCGAAUGCGUUCUGUGUGAAGAAGAGGGGCGACGCCACGUGUGUCUGCAACGUUGGGUUUUCCAUGGCUUCCACCGGCUGCGUUGACACCUGUGAGCUCAAGGCCUGUGGUGGGGAUGGCACGUGCACCAAGAACGACGCUGGAGUGGCAUCCUGUGUUUGUGACACCGGCUUUGUGCUGCAGGCUGAUGGCAGGACGUGCACUGACACCUGUGAGCUCAAGGCCUGUGGUGGGAAUGGCACGUGCACCAAGAACGCCGCUGGAGUGGCAUCCUGUGUUUGUGACACCGGCUUUGUGCUGCAGGCUGAUGGCAGGACGUGCACUGACACCUGUGAGCUCAAGGCCUGUGGUGGGAAUGGCACGUGCACCAAGAACGCCGCUGGAGUGGCAUCCUGUGUUUGUGACGCUGGCUUUGUGCUGCAGCCUGAUGGGACAACGUGCGCUGGUAUGUGUUGCUGUGUGCUGCCUGACGGCUGGACUUGCACUGACACAUGCGAGCUCAAGCAUUGUGGUGGGAACGGCACGUGCGUGAAGAGCAGCACGACUGGAGAGGCCACCUGUGUUUGUGACACUGGCUUCGUGCUGCAGGCUGAUGGCAGGACGUGCACUGAGACGUGUUCGACUUGCGACGGCAACCACGAAUGCGUGGAGGACGAUGCGGGUGCUAUAUCCUGUGUGUGCAAAUACCAGAUGGUGUCUGGCGCGUGUGUGGGCCCAGCCUCGUGUGGGACAUGCCCUGCAGGAGCCACGUGCACCCCUGCGCCCUACACCAGAACCGCGUACUGCAUCUGCCCCCCCGGCUAUGGCAUGACCGACACUGGCUGCAUCCUAGACGCCACCCCCACCGUCUCUUCGACUAGCUUCACCUUCUACAUGCUGCCAUGGUUCGGCAUAACGCCCGCCACCUACACCGUGCGCGUGACCCUCACCGGCUGCACCAACCUCGCCGCGGAAAGCGCUUCAGACAUCCAGUCUUACGCCGCCGCGGUACGGGCUCCUGGAGGCGCGGGCGACUGCAGUGAGAUCUACGCGUAUGACGAGGCGGGGUGCACUGGAGCGUACGAUGUUUUUGCUGGCUUGUUGACUGGCAGCGGCAUCAGCACUUGGAGCAUUCCUAACUGUAUCGGAUUUCCAUACCGCUCUUUCAUCUGUGUUCAUUGAGCUCGGCGUUCUCCAACCUUUCAAAGCAGCGAGUGAAGGUUUGCGUGGGGGACAGGGCUGACGUUUCAAAAAAAGCCACUCUGAUUUUGCCCCCCAAAAAAAUUCACAAGUCUGAAGGGUAAUUUUUCAAAAAUUUGCUACUAUGAAAUCUCAGUGUCCAAGAGUCAGCGAGUCUGAAAUACUCCGGGUUCAAAAUUGUUGGAAAUAUCUCAAAGGACUUGAGCGUUUCUGAAGUGUAACACUGCACUCGAGGAAGACUACAGGGGAGCACGCGAGUCAACGGAGGUUACAUGAGGGGACGGACAAAGAAUGCGAAAAGACUCGAAGGAUCGCAACUGGAGGUUGCGACUGACCGUUACAACAUCACGGAUGGUAACCGAAGCGGCAAUCGAGUCGCUGUGCGACUCGAUAAACCGUUCCUGUAACUGUACUCUACAACCGCUUUCUUAUCUUCUAUAUAUUGCUGUAUGCUUGUCUCUUUAAAUUAAUCACUUAAACGAAGGGGAGUGUUGGAAAUAUCUCAAAGGACUUGAGCGUUUCUGAAGUGUAACACUGCACUCGAGGAAGACUACAGGGGAGCACGCGAGUCAACGGAGGUUACAUGAGGGGACGGACAAAGAAUGCGAAAAGACUCGAAGGAUCGCAACUGGAGGUUGCGACUGACCGUUACAACAUCACGGAUGGUAACCGAAGCGGCAAUCGAGUCGCUGUGUGACUCGAUAAACCGUUCCUGUAACUGUACUCUACAACCGCUUUCUUAUCUUCUAUAUAUUGCUGUAUGCUUGUCUCUUUAAAUUAAUCACUUGUUCUCAU
This is a messenger RNA of Closterium sp. NIES-67, 2970 nucleotides long. The record is from the annotation of a GenBank genome assembly. NCBI's taxonomy places the organism in Eukaryota, Viridiplantae, Streptophyta, Zygnematophyceae, Desmidiales, Closteriaceae.